CUUUGCCGGCCGGUCUCUAGAAAAAGCCGCGCCGGGGCCGCCGCCGCUCAUUCCCGGCCUUUGAAUCCAAGCUGAUCGCCCAGAGAAGCCCCGGCGCUUUUGCCCGUCCUCCGGUUUGCAACGCGGUUGCUUCGCUCCUUGGCCCGGCAUUGAUGCGAAUUGCCCCUUGAUUGCUUCUCUUCCCCCCCACCCAUCCACCCGCUUGUUCCUCGUAGGGGUUCUUUCCAAAAGCCUCGGAUUGGUGAUCGUUUGCCUGCGCCCUGGUCCGAUCCGCGGACCCGGAAAGAGACUCUUCGAGGUCCCUAGAAGGGGAAGACAAGAAAACGAAAGGGGGAGGGAAAAAAAGAGAGAAAAAGACACCCUCCCUUUUUUUGCCGGCUUCCCUUCCUUUGGCUCCCUUCUCCACCCCCGCGCUUCUUCCUCCUCCUCCUCCCGCUGGAUCGGCCGCCCAAGGUGGAGCCGCGGCCCCCGAAGGAGCUCUGGGCUGUGAAGAUGCCGAUGGAGCUGACGCAAAGCCGGAUCCAGAAGAUAUGGCUCCCUCCGGACAAUCACCCGGCGCUCCCCCACCGAUCAUGUGGUCCGCAGCUUACCAAUUCUCCCACUGUGAUUGUUAUGGUCGGCCUUCCAGCCCGUGGGAAGACCUAUAUUUCCAAGAAGCUCACACGCUACCUCAAUUGGAUUGGCGUCCCCACAAAAGUGUUCAACGUUGGCGAGUAUCGCCGGGAGGCCGUGAAACAUUACAGUUCCUAUGACUUUUUUCGUCCCGAUAAUGAAGAAGCCAUGAAAGUUCGCAAGCAAUGUGCCUUAGCUGCCCUGAGAGACGUCAAGCUGUACUUGACUGAAGAAGAUGGUCAGAUUGCGGUUUUUGAUGCUACAAACACAACCCGAGAGAGAAGGUCAAUGAUCUUGCAUUUUGCCAAAGAAAAUGGAUUUAAAGUGUUUUUCAUAGAAUCUGUCUGCAAUGACCCAUCUGUGGUUGCUACUAAUAUUAUGGAAGUCAAGUUGUCCAGUCCAGAUUACAAGGACUGUAAUUCAACUGACGCGAUGGAAGAUUUUAUGAAGAGAAUCAGCUGCUAUCAAUCUAGCUACCAGCCUCUUGAUCCAGAUGAUUAUGACAGAGAGCUCUCGCUUAUCAAGGUGAUUGAUGUUGGCCGGCGGUACCUCGUGAACCGGGUCCAAGACCACAUCCAGAGCCGAAUUGUGUACUACUUGAUGAACAUCCACGUCCAGCCUCGCACUAUCUACUUGUGUCGACACGGUGAAAGUGAAUCCAACCUCAAAGGGAAGAUCGGAGGAGACUCGGGGCUAUCCAGCAGAGGGAAGAAGUUCUCCAUUGCACUGAAGCAUUUUGUCCAGGAGCAGAACCUCAAGGACCUCAAAGUCUGGACCAGCCAGCUAAAGAGGACCAUCCAGACUGCAGAAGCACUGGGGCUACCCUAUGAGCAGUGGAAAGCAUUGAACGAAAUUGAUGCUGGUGUAUGUGAAGAGAUGACCUAUGAAGAAAUCAGGGAGAGGCACCCUGAAGAAUUUGCCUUACGUGACCAAGACAAAUAUUAUUACCGCUAUCCAUCUGGAGAGUCUUACCAAGAUUUGGUGCAGCGCCUGGAGCCCGUCAUCAUGGAGCUAGAAAGACAGGAGAAUGUCCUUGUCAUCUGUCACCAGGCUGUGAUGAGGUGUCUCCUGGCCUACUUCCUGGACAAGAGCGCUGAGGAAAUGCCUUAUUUGAAGUGUCCCCUCCACACAGUGCUGAAGCUGACCCCUGUGGCCUAUGGUUGUAGAUUUGAAUCGAUCUCUUUGAAUGUCGAAGCUGUGAACACCCACCGGGACAGACCAGAGGUGAGGAGGCCCUGCCUGUCGUGUCUAGAUUGGAAGAACGUGGGGAAGCCUGUCUGUUUUAGGAAAACAUUCACAGACCAAUUCUCUCUUGUUGAUGCAAAGAAGGGACCUAACACCCUCAUGAGGCGCAAUAGCGUUACCCCUCUAGCGAGCCCAGAGCCCACCAAAAAGCCUCGCAUCAACAGCUUUGAGGAGCAUGUGGCUGCUGCUGCCGCCGCUUCUGCUGCCCUGCCCACCUGUAAGCCCCAGGAGGUGCCCACCCAGAUGCCCGGACAACCUUUACUGGGGAAGGCCUGCCUACGGCCUCUUUGCCACAUUUUCAAACUUUUUGCUUUACUAAUAUUUCCAAGAACAUGAAAAACUCCCACAACCAGCAUUGAGUAUCUUCAGGGGCGAUGCUUGAAAAACCUGCCCACAGAAGCCCAGCUCCAUUGCAUCGCCCACCUCCGAAGCUUACGUCUGGCCCAACAUCGCCAUCCGAUUGGAGGCCAACCCUCGUUGAUGAUCUCCAUCGCUGAUCAAUCUGCCUGCUUGGACCCCUUGGGGAGCGUUACUUUUUUUUUCCUGGAGCAGCCGACGGAAUCCCAAGAGAGGGAGAAGGAAAACGGGAACAUCUCCUUGUACUGGACAUUGUGGAUUACACUAAUCUUUGAGCUGUUUUUCAUCUCUCCUAUGCCAUAAACUUUGUAGACCAUAGCAGGGCCUAAGCAUUUGUUUGCACACUAUGUACUAAGUCUGUUUCUUUUCUUACUAUUAUUAUUAUUAUUAUCAUUUCUAACACGACACAAUUGCCUUGCAGAGAAAACAGAGACUCUGUGCUACUCUCAGCAUGUGUACAUAGUUGGUGUGUUGAUGUGUGCAUGCUUCUGGAGAGGAGGGGAUAGCUAGAAAGUGGGGGGCAUGAAAGUUCUCUUUGAGACACUCACAUGCAUGUUCACUGUUGGGUAAAUGUGCAUAUCUCCUUCACCGCCACCGGAAAUCAAUGGAUGUCAGUCACAAGCCCAAGGUUGCAGGGGAGAGGGGACAGUAAAAUCUGUUCUUCGAGAUGAGGAUGGUUAACCGCCAAACAAAUCCUUGUCAAAUAUAUCUUUACGAACUUUAUGGAAAAAAUGCACAGGGAGGGGAGAUGCACAGCGGUCUUUGCAUGGUUUUGAGAAAUCCCCAACAUCUGUUUUAGAUGCUGCUUGCUAAAAGGUAAGCAGGUGGCUGCUGAGAGGUGGGUUAGGUGGAAUAUCACUCUUCCGAUGGGGGGGCGGGCGUUUGAACGACAGCCCAGGAGACGAUGCAUCCAGGAGCCACGCGGGGAGAGACACCGAUUGCUCCUUGGCAAGUUAAUUCCCCAGACAGAUUUUUUUUCCUUGCACUCCGGUGGGACAUGGAACCAGUUUCAUGUGCGGUAAAAACAAUAGCGAGAGAAGGGGUGAUUUGAAAAAAAGGUGUGAUUGAAUAAUCCAUUGAAAUAAGUAUUAGGGAUGAGCUGAGGUUUAUGCUUUUAUAGCUCACUAGGAAAAACCCCCUUGGCUGUUUCCUCAGCUAGGUCUUUUUUUUGUUUGUUUUCUACUUUUAUUUUAUUUUUAAUUGUGUGUUUGUGUGGCCAAGUGGGUGUUCCUUCACUAGUGGCCUAAGUAUGUCUGUCUGUUUUGUUGACCAAGGCUUCUGUUUAAAAUUCUUUUGACCGCUUCUGCUUACCAGGGUUUUCCUAAAAUUAUGGAGAACCCAGAUGGGGAGGACCGGGCACAUAGCAUGAGGACCUCUUGAUUUGGAGGAGAAUGAAAAAGAAAACUGCUUAGAUGUGGAGGGCCUUUACUGCACAGUCCCAUUAGCAAAUAAAUUUGUGAGUGGAUUUCUAAUGGCGGAAAACAGGCUCCUUUCUCUUCCCAUCUGCCCCUAAAUGUUUUUUUUACAAGUAGGGGUCUGUAGGGGGGGCCUUCUUGAAUCGAAUAAAAUAAGACGGUAGGAAUGUUCCUACUUUCUUUGUUAAGAGAAGCCGACAAGGUCAGCUUUGGUGAGGCAGACAGAAGUGCUUUGAGCCUAAGCCUUGUGCCCGUGUCUAGUGUUUUAUUAUGUUUUGUUAAUAAGAAUAUUAUCAACAGAGCGCCCAAUUGAGCUGCUGUUGGCUGCUGACUGUUUUUUACCAGGGACGGGCCACAGGAGGGAAUUUAUAUAUGUAUACUUGUGUACAGGCAGAAGGACCUCUCUGUUUUCUAAUUGCAUUUUUAAAAGCAUUUUUUCCUUUCUUUUUGAGUGUGUUUUCAGAAUGUGUGUUUGUGUGCAGUGAGUAAUUUUUCUCUCUCAGCUGAUCACCUGCCAGGCUUCUGCACCCUCAUCCCCUUAUUUAUUUCUUUUUUUAGAAGGAAGGUACUUUAUCUUGUACAUAAAAAAGUGGUUUUGAGAUGUGUACUCCUCUCCUGCCAGAGCUAGAUAAACCAGCCAGAGGCAAAUACAACCACGGAUUUUGCUCUGUGAUAAAAAAUUUCCAGGCAAGCUGUUCUUUGCUUGGUUUCAUAGCUCAUGGGUAGGAAGGAGAUGAGAACUGGCAUCGAGGGGGGAAGCCAUAACAAGGUUCCCUGGUUUCGAAGAAGUAAAAUCCUGGGAGACAAAUUAAUGCUUGCUUCAGGCCAUCUGAGUGUAACGGGGGGACAUGUCGGAUUGCGGUGGGUGAGAUUUUGAUUCUACGGACUUGCCAACGAAAGUAGAGCUUAGCUAGUGUUGGGGACACACCAGUUGAGCAAGGAAAGGUAAUGUAAAUCCACACCAAUGACUCAUUUUUUGAUUGUGUUUUUCCUUUGAUACUUGAAUUUGUAUUUUUAUCAGUUUUUUAAUAGCAAAAGGCUAUUUAUUUAUUUAACAUUUGUUCUUCUUUGCGGCCUCUGAAUGCACCCGAUUGGGUGGGCCUUCCGCCUGCACGGGACCUCUCGGGCGUUUCGCAGAGGACCGCCAGAAGAACCAUGGUUACACGUAGGUAACCUCUCUUGGCGGAGCUAAGAAAAGAGUGCAUUUUCCCCCUUGACUUGUGUGAUGUUCAUUCUGUAUAUACAGUACAUGUUUUGGGUUUUUUUUUUCCGGGUUGCCUGAGAUGACGCAGUGCCAGCUUAUAAAACAGGUCUGCCUUUUGAAAAUUUGUAUAUUUUGCAAUUGCUGGACCAAUUAAAUACCUUCUUGGCAUAAAAGCUUUA
Molecule: messenger RNA, 5012 nt
Organism: Pogona vitticeps (central bearded dragon)
Lineage: Eukaryota; Metazoa; Chordata; Lepidosauria; Squamata; Agamidae
Source: RefSeq, a predicted model, not a curated record